UACAAAAGGAAGUCAGGAAGAGCAUUAAAGUCACUGGCAGUCAAGGUGACAGCCAGCCUAAUAUAGACUGGACUCUCUCCUCGCAACACAAGGCAUAUUUCUUCUGCAGUGUGGCCAAAGGUGAGACACAGAAAAAGGAGGGAAUUUGAUGAUGCACCUGUGACCUGGGUUGUCUCCAACACCAAAUACCUAGGCUCAGGACCAGGACUGAAGCCUCCUUUUUCCUUCCCCAAGACCAUCUUCUUCCUGACCCAUCUCUGUGGGGCUGCUGCUCUCAGAGUAGAUCCAACCUAAGGCCAAGGACAAGAGUGAGAAGAGACAUGAGCUCAGAGUCUGAGUAUACUUCAGAUCAGGAUGUUUACAACAUGUCAGAUGCCCGUCUGGCUCUGACCCUGUGUAUCACCAAGAACCGAGCUGGAUCAGAAACUGAUGUGCAAGCCCUAGAGAAAAUGUUCAAGGCCCUGAACUUUAAGAACACAGUGAGGAGGAAUAUUCCAGCUAAGGGUUUCUGGGAGGAAUUGGAAAAGUUCAGAGAUGACAUGGACCAGAUGAAAGACCCAGUGAGCUGCUGCUUUGUAGUGCUCAUGGCCCAUGGUGAGGAAGGCAUAUUGCAAGGGGUUGAUGGCAAUACCAUUCGACUGGAUGAACUCUUUUGUAUGCUCACCAACAAGAACUGCCGGGCCCUACGGGGCAAGCCAAAGGUGUUCAUUGUACAAGCCUGCAGAGGAGAUCAGAAAGAUCCUGGUGAAGUGGUGAAGCCAACUUCAUCUGGAGGAGAUGUCCUCUUGGCAAAAGAACGACCUCCCAAACUCCCAACUUUCUCAGAUUCUCUGCAUGUCUAUGCCACAGUGGAAGGGUACAUUGCCUACCGGCAUGAAGAAGAUGGUUCCUUUUUCAUCCAGACCCUGGUGGAUGUGUUUACUAACAUGAAAGGCAACAUCCUGGAUCUCCUAACUGAGGUGACUCGGCGCAUGGCUGAUGCUGAACUGAUGGAAGAAGGCAAGCCUAGGAAAGUGAACCCUGAAGUCCAGAGCACUCUCCGAAAACUGUUGUAUCUUCAAUAAUGGGAGGGAUCUUGGAUGAGGGAUCUUAACCUUCUGUACUCCAUUGGUCUUAAUUAGGCUGACCAUCACUGACCUAUACUUAUAGACCCUCUCCAGUUUGUGGCCAAAUGACACAGCCUUCAAGUACCCAGAGUCACCCUUUUGCCACAGAAAAGCAUCAGAAUGGAUUCAUCUUCCUAAAACGUGGCAUUUAUCAAGUCAAACUCCCAACUGGCAUUCAAGGCUUUCCACAAUCUGAUCCUAUACUCCAUCUGCAACCUUAUUUUCUCCCUCUACUUCAAUUAGACUGGUCUCUUUACCCCUCCACAUCACACUUACUUCUUCCCUCUGUCUCCCUGACCACCACAUUCCUGCCCCCUCCCAUACCCCAGAUCAAGUAGGCUAGUUGCUUCAGUGUGCAUACUGGAACUCCAUAGGCAAAUGUAACCUCCUCAAAGGCAGACUUUUCUUUCUUGACUUUGUACCCCCAGUGCCUAGCACAGAAUGCGGCACACAUAAGGUGCCUAAUAAAUGCUUGUUAAGAAGAAUUAUCUAUCUUCCAAGGCCCAGCUCAGGCCCCACCUCCUCAGAGCCUUUCCUGAUUGCUCCAGUCCAUGUUGAUCUUGCCUCUUUUGACUUAAUACACAAUCUGUCCCAUAUACCCAGCAUUAUACGCUUGCUUCUAUGCUGUCUAGAAUUGUUUCCUGUGUGAAUCCUAUCACUAAUAGAGAAGAUGAUAACUUAUUUCUAGAGCAGUAAUGAUUUCAUUAAAUGCUUUCAUUAAAUGACUGAAUAUUGGACCUGAAGCUGAGUGAAACUUUUACCCCAAUCCCAUCCCUCUUCCAAACUUCCCUGGAGGGCAUCAUCAUCCUUCCAGACACUAAAAUUUGUACCUUUGGUAUCAUCUUCACUCUACUUCAUCCUCUGCAUCCAAAAAAGAAUAGCCAAAUUCCAUCAUUUCUACAUCAAAACAUUUCUCAUAUCUGACUUUUCACUACUCACAUAGCUACCAUCUUAGUUCAGGCUCUCAUUACCUCUCAAGUGGAACAGUAAUCUCCAAACUGGCAAUUCUGCCCCAGGUCUAUUCUCUUUCCAACACAAACUCUGCACAGCUGCCAAAAUUUUUUUCUUUAAGCUCAGACCUGAUCCGGUCACUCCCCUGCUAGGAGAGGCAGAUAGAUAGUCGAGUGGACAGCUCACUAGACCUAGAGUCAGAAAGACCUGAGUUCAAAUUCUGAUUCUAUUGUGUGACUGUGGACAAGUUACAACCUCUAUUUGUCUCAGUUUCCUCAAUUAUAAAAUGGGAAUAAUAAUAGUAUCUACCUCCCAGGAUUGUUGAGAGGACCAAAUAAACUAAAAGCUCUCAGAGCAGUGUUUGGUAUUUGGUAACUACUUAAUAAAUGCUUCCUCUGCUUGGCAUUUAAAGCUCCUUAUAACAUGGCCCCAACCCUUCCAGCUUUAUUAUAGAUUAGUCUCCUUCUUAUACUCUACAGACCUGACUUUGUUUGCUGUAUCUUGUACCCAACACUCUAUCCCUGCCUUUAUCCUCACUGUCUCCCAUGCCAAGAAUGCAUAUCAUCCUCAUCCCCACCUUGUAAAAAUCCCUUAUUUCCAGGGAAGGUAGGUGGCUUCAUAGAUUGAUAGCCAGUCCUAGAGAUGAGAAGUCCUGAGUUCAAAUCUGGCCUCAGAUACUUCCUAACUGUGUCAUUUGACCAGUCUUAUCAAUCCUCUGUCUUGGAAUCAAUAUACAAUAUUGAUUCUAAUAUAGAAGGUAAGGGGGUUUUAUUUUUUUAACCUUCUUUAAUUCAAGACCCAACUCAAACUACACUUUAUAAAUCUUGCUAAUACUCAUAACUCUAUAAUGCCCUCCAUCCCUAAACUAUCUUAUUUCACUAUCUUCUAUUUAUUUGGUAUUUGGUCUGUAUCUACUUGUAUGUGUACAAAUUGUCUCCCAGUCAGAAUGGAAGUUCCUUAAGAACAGACAUUGUUUCAUUUUUUGUCUCUGUAUCCCUAGUGCCUGCUUCACUUCUGAUCUGGACAGUCAUUCCUCUUUAGGUAACUUUGUGGUCUACCAUUCCUUACAGCUCACCAUAUUGGUGCUGAAGUUAGUCUAGACCCCACCAACUAGCACAGCAAACUAAAGCCCAAAUAAUUCUUCAGACUCAGACUUCCUGAGAGCCAGGGCUAUAGAUACACACCUUUCUCCCUACCAAGUAUCUGCCUCUCCUAGAGGGGGAGUGGCAUGAUCAGAUCUGAACUUAAGGGAGCCAAUCUCAUCUGGUCUCCAAAACCAAGCAGGAAUAGGCUUGGUUAGUUGGGUAGGUGACUGUCUGGGAAUAUUAGGUAUUAUAACCUUUUUUCUUUUCUUCUUUCUUUCCUUUUUCUUUCUUCUUCCCUUUCUUAUUUCUUUUUUUUUUUUGAGAGAACAUUUGGAUAAUAGAUAUAAAUCAGUCUUGAUGUCAGAAGAGCUCACUUUGUCAAGACCUCCCAUAUUGACCAUAUGACCCUGGGCAAGUCCCUUACUCUCAAUGCUAUAGGAAUCUCAAGACUAAAAGUUUCAGAGAAGGUUUUGGCUUAUGUUGGAAAGGGGAGCAUCUCCAUCUGUGAAUUCCCUAUACUAAUGAAAACAAAGGAUCAAUCCUUAUCCCCAGUGCCUGGCAUAAAGAAGUACUGGGCACUAAAUAAAAGCUUAUUGAUUUUUUGCUCCUUCCUCAUAAGAUUUUAUAAAAGAGCUAAUAUUCUAACUAAGUAUGACCUUUGGAAGUCAUUUUUCUCCUUUUGGCAAAUGUCAAGGGUUUACUGACUAAGGUAGCUUUCUAUGUUCUUAUUAUCCUUUUUUGGGUAUCAUUUUAAUCAGUGAAACUUUACUAAUGGCAUUAAUUGUAAUCUAUAUCAGUGUCAUUUCUACUAUCUAUUUCUCUUUUUUCAUUAUCAGUCAAUAAAAAAAUAUUUCUAAGUA
Molecule: messenger RNA, 4002 nt
Organism: Monodelphis domestica (gray short-tailed opossum)
Lineage: Eukaryota; Metazoa; Chordata; Mammalia; Didelphimorphia; Didelphidae
Gene: CASP14
Product: caspase 14
Biological process (GO): proteolysis; positive regulation of neuron apoptotic process
Cellular component (GO): cytoplasm; cytosol
Molecular function (GO): cysteine-type endopeptidase activity
Source: RefSeq, a predicted model, not a curated record